Dermacentor andersoni is the source of this 1314-nucleotide messenger RNA. NCBI's taxonomy places the organism in Eukaryota, Metazoa, Arthropoda, Arachnida, Ixodida, Ixodidae. The record is from RefSeq and is a predicted model, not a curated record.
AUGUGGGUAGCCGCGCGGCUUUUCCCGUGGUGCGACCACCCGUCAGACUGCUUCGACUUCGGCGCCGAGCUGGCCGCCAGCGUUGAUCGCCGCGUGGACCCAUGCGACAACUUCUACGACCACGUGUGCGGAUCGUGGAACAGCAGCCACGGCACCGCCAGGAAUCAGUUCGAACUGCUCGCGUCGCGCACCAGGUUGCGCCUGUUCCAAGAACUGGAGAAGAGCCCCAACAGCUCGUCGUUCACGUCCGGCUCCCGGGUGAUGGCCGGAUACCAGAGCUGCCUUGCCGUGAUGGGUGAAAAACAGGAAAACACAGACGCCCUGCACGACCUGCUCGCCGAGUUCAACCUUGCGUGGCCCUCUCUCGACCCACCGCGAAUGGAAUUCGACUUUCUGCGCUUCCUUUUGGGCCUCGGGCUUCGGCUUAAGAAUCAGUACCACAGUCGCCUGCUCCCACGAGACCGAAACUUUGCCUUCCUCCCAUACCUUGUUGAUUUACUUGCAAUCGCGCUAACGGACCGGUCGGCCAGGUUCCUCAAGAGCCGAUACGACAUCCACCCGCUGGUCAAGAUCACUCUGGAGCCGUACCUGCUCACCGACGAGGGUUACUCGCUGGCCGUGGCCGACGCCGAUCGUCGGCCGUGGCGCGUAGCGGACACCGACGUGCGGCCAGACUGCCUGCGUGUGUUCGGCGGCGUCGAGGACCCGAACGUACUAAUGGAGCGGAUGGCGCGCGUCGGCACCGACAUUCGGGCACUCGAAGCGGUCUCGCAGGCCCGACACCCGUACUCGCCGCGCUAUUACGAGUUUAGCCAGCUCUACGCGCUCACGCAUCACCGCGUCAACGUGACCACCUGGCUGGACGCCUUCAACAGCUACCUGGCGCCAGACGCGCAGGUUGGCCCUAGUGACGUCUUCUUUGCGUACAGCGAGAGCCCGCUCUUCCUUCUGUGGAACGUGAUGUCCCGCUACGAAAACUCUAUGUCCGACCUGAUGUUGUUCUUGGGCUGGAAGGUUGUCAUGAACGAGGCGUACGCCUUCUCCGCAACGCUGUCCGACUGUUCCAAGAAGUUACUCUUCCGAGACUCUCCCGUGCUGAGCGCCAAGAUCUGCGUUUCCGCGAUGCUGCAGCUGGCCCCGGCUGCCAUGGGCCACUUGCUUCUCAGGGCCAUCGGGCGUAUGGACAUGGUGAAGCAGGCUGCCGCGCUCACCGAGCACAUCCGCAACGCCUCCGUGCGCUCCUUCCGAAGCCUCGCCUGGAUGGACGCGAACACUUCAAAGGCGAAUGUGGCCGGGGUUGUGAGUGGACUGUAG